Ilyonectria robusta is the source of this 798-nucleotide messenger RNA. RefSeq lists its product as uncharacterized. Bases 1 to 759 code for a protein of 252 amino acids. The transcript is spliced from 2 exons. Lineage: Eukaryota; Fungi; Ascomycota; Sordariomycetes; Hypocreales; Nectriaceae. The record is from RefSeq and is a predicted model, not a curated record.
AUGACUCCAUGGUUCGUGAUUCUCGACAACGCAGAUGAUGUAGAGAUACUUUUCACUAUGGAGGACGAUACGAAGGUGCCGACAGCAGCCUAUCUGCCCAAGACGGGCAAUGGCAAGAUCCUGGCCACUUCGUGCAGCUGGGACGCCGCGGAGAAGCUGACAGGCAGCGGCGAAGCGAUCCUGAGGGUCCCGACAAUGGAAGAGUCACAAGCGCUGCAGCUUUUCCAAAAUAAGCUCGGUCACGAUGCCGACGAAGCCGUGAGCGAAAAACGGAAGGGCACUCUGCUUCGCAGCGACAGAGGCGAUCUUCGGCGCUACGAAGGCGUGUCGAACUCUGUGGUGGUGACGUGGCAGGUGACUUUCGAGCAGAUCCGGCGAGAGCAGCCACGCGCGGCCAACCUUCUCUCGCUGAUGAGCUGCUUCCACGCGCAGAACAUUCCCGAGUAUAUGUUGCACGACUACAAUAGCGACCCUCUAAACUCUGAAAUAACUGAUAACGACGAUGACGACGAUAACGACGAUGACGACGAUGACGACGAUGACGACGAUGACGACGAUGACGACGAUGACGACGAUGACGACGAUGACGACGAUGACGAAGAGGACGAUGACGAAGAGGACGAUGAAGAUUUCGAGGACGACAUGGAUGUGCUCCUAGGCUACUCACUUGUUACUCCUACCAUUAUGCCUAGAUUCUGUGAGAUGCACUCCCUGGUGCAAUUUUGCACGCGGGUUUGGAUAUCGGAGUUUGGGGAUUGAAGACGAUGGAAGAAGCUCUUCAUUCAAUCAGCGUCGCAG